AUGGCGAACACAGUCUCGGAACUCAAGCAGACCCUCACCCCUGCACUCCUCGAUGAAGUCCGCGACUUCUGGUUCUCUCAUUUCCCCAACGAGGAUGCAUUGAUUCUCCCGGGUAUGAACGAAAUGAUGAAAUGGUUCAAGAAAGAUGAAGAAUUCGACAAUGCCUGCGUUGCGCAAUUCCAGCCAGCCCUGGAGUCAAUUCUCGCCUCCGGUGCAUCCGCAACGGAUAUUCUUGAUUCUUUUGACUCAAAAUCACCAUUAACCUGGCUCAGUUUGAUAAUCUUGCUGGACCAAGUACCCCGAAACUGCUACCGCGGCGACAAGUCGAAGCUAGUCUUCGAGCGAUUCGACCCACUCGCGCAGGAGAUUGCACUGCGUGGCAUCGAAUCGGGUGUGCCAACUUUGUCUUCGCAUAUGAGAUAUCGCCUCGCAUAUCGAUUCUGGUUCCAUCUUCCCCUGAUGCAUUCAGAGAGUCUUGCUAUUCAUGAACAGGCUAUCAAGGUACAUGAGGAUACUGCGAAGGACAUGGAGGAUCUCUUGCAGCGGGAUAUCGCAACGCUUGACGAAGAUGAGAAAAUGUGCUACAAUUUUCUCUCCGGUCAGAAGGAUGCUCUUUCAGGAUAUCUCAGUAACGGCUUAGACUUUGAGAAAAGGCAUAAGGUUAUCAUUGAGCGAUUUGGGCGGUAUCCCCAUCGAAACUCAGCAAUGGGGAGGGAGCCAACUAAGGAAGAGAUUGACUACCUGGAGAAUGGAGGAGAAACCUUUGGGUGA
Penicillium manginii is the source of this 771-nucleotide messenger RNA. RefSeq names its product DUF924 family protein. NCBI's taxonomy places the organism in Eukaryota, Fungi, Ascomycota, Eurotiomycetes, Eurotiales, Aspergillaceae. The record is from RefSeq and is a predicted model, not a curated record. Gene Ontology annotation, molecular function: protein binding. The coding region runs from base 1 to 771 and encodes 256 amino acids. The transcript is spliced from 2 exons.